Molecule: messenger RNA, 2461 nt
Organism: Cuscuta campestris
Lineage: Eukaryota; Viridiplantae; Streptophyta; Magnoliopsida; Solanales; Convolvulaceae
Source: the annotation of a GenBank genome assembly
GGAGUUAUAACACCAAGGAAUUUUUGUCAUCUAGGUUUGCCAUGAAAGACAUGGGGGAGGCUGAAGUGAUUCUUGGUUUAAGGAUCAAGCGAUACUCGGAUGCAAGUUGGAUAACUAAUAUGGAAGAUCACUCUUCCACGAGUGGAUGGAUAUUCCUUCUCGGUGGAGGAGCAAUUGCCGGUAAAGAAGCAGAAUGGCUAAGGAAUCUGAUAUAUGACAUUCCAUUGUGGCCAAAACCAAUAUCUCCCAUAUCUAUUCGAUGCGAUAGUGAAGCUACUUUGGCUAAGGCUUAUAGUCAAGUUUACAAUGGGAAGUCAAGACACUUAGGUGCAAGAAUAAAGAGGACUACCUAUAUGAGCAGGGUUCAAGGGGCAACACCGUUUUUUGGAGAACUUCCGCGCGAAGGAUCGCGUAACUUGGGAAAGAGACGCGAUAGGCGUCUUCUCCCUCUGCCGCAAGUUUAUAAAUUCCCGCAGGCCUUGGUCGGAUUUCAGUUCGGAUUUUUCAGAGCAAUCCUCAUAUUUCGUUCUUGAUACUUUCGAGUUUUAUCCGAUUGAAUUUUGGAGUGAACAACCAAAAUAUUCAAUCUGAAAGUGUUUACACAACCCUCGAUUCAUCCAAGUUAUCAUUAAUUUUUCAACACACAAUAGAUAUUUCUUCACUGUGUAAAGUCAAUUUUUGUUUUGAAAAAUAAUUAUUUUAAAAUAUUUAUUUCAAUAGUAUUGCAAAUCCAUGCCACAAAAAAGCAAUUGAACAAUAUGCACACAACAAAUGCAAUAAUCACUACUAUAAAUUGAACAAAUUUUUAAAUUUAAAUAUUUUAUAAGCAUAAAGUUGAAUAUGACAACUCUAAGAACUAAAUCUUCAUUUACUUUUUAAAAAACCCCAGUGUUCACAUGAACUACAACAUCUACAGUGGGAACUUUGAAGUUCAUUCUAGUCAAUAACUUCCCCCCAUUGAGUGUUGGUAGUACACUUGUUGCUCAAGUAUUGCUAGGAAUGAUGUUUAAUGAUGCAGCUCUUCCAUCUCCUCAAUCUUUCAUGGAUGGACCAAAGAUGAUUUUCUGGGCAGCAGCUAUGAAGUGUAUAGUAGUCAUGUGGCCCUAAGAAGUGUAAUGGUCACUUAAGAGUUUAAAUUAGAGGGACAUAUCACACAAUAAAGCAUUUAAGUUAAAUGUUGCCAUUAUUAUCACACUAUGCACCUGAGAUUCUGCAAUAUUAAGAAGUAUAGGUGGAAUCAUAAGUUGCACAACUAGAAUUUUAAGCUCUGUAAAAAUAUGGGCAAAGAUCUUGCAAAUAUGAUUUCACUAACAUGCCAAUUCAUCAGCCCCUUCAGAAAAAUAUCAGUUCUUAAGGACUGAGUCCUUCAUGUUUGUCUUAACCAAUCUCAAAAACUUGUAGUUUUUUGCAAUUUGUUAUGGCCAAAAGCCUAAAAAUUUUACAAGAAGUGCAAUAACCAGGCAUUCUUUAUAAAAUAUAGGUUGGAGAAAGUAUAAUUUCCUUAGUGACUCCAAACUAAUGGGGGCAAGUAAUUGGAUAGGUUGAUUUCAUUCUUAUGCAAUUAUAUCAACAAAAACAACAAAACUACUUGAGAUUCUAUUUAAGUGUCUUUAUGUUCUCUCAAUUUUAUUUUUAUGCAAUUAUAUCAGGAAAAAUAAUGAAACUACUAUUAGAGAUAAUUCAAAAUCAUAUCAACCAACAAAUUAAGAAAAAGCACAAUUACUAUCAAUUUUGAGUAUAAAGUGUGGAUCUUUAUUAAAUUACACUUUCAUUUAAACUCAAUUAGAUUUGAAGGAGUUGAGAAACACCCAAAAAUUAAGUUCAAAAUAUAAAAUAUCAUUACCUUAUAAGAAGACACUCUUAAUACAACAAGAAUUUAAGACAAUUUUUUCACAAAUUAGCUUUAACAUUAGAUACAAAUAAAACUCUUAUCAAUUAAACACUCUCUAGUUCUAAACAAUAAUUCAUUCUAAUUCUAUUUUUCAUACAUCAGAAUCAUUGAUAACCACCUUGGAGUUAAUAAAUUCUUCCCACAACACAAAUUAAACUAAAUAUCAAUCAUCCAAUUAAAUUAUAGUCCGUGUAAAGCUAACCACAAUUCAAAACCUAACUCAUUAAACCAACCCAAACAAAUUCAAAAUCUGUAUUCUUAAAACGGUGAGGUUCUAGUGACACUUAUCUUUGGUGACACUAGCGGUGCUACUGUCAUUUUAAGGCACUUCUGGUAACAGUUCAUACCCCCUAACCCACUCCUUAAACCCCCCCACCCUACCCAGCCCCUGCACCCCCACCCCAACUGUUAGGCGUGUCGUAGCACCUACAAAUUAAUUUAUUAUUUUCCUUAACUCUUAACCCCCUUUAUGCAUUAAUAUUGAUUAAAACAUAUAGAUAGGGCAAGUAAGGGUCGAUCCCACGAGGAAAGAUACUUUUUAAGCUAUGAAAAUCAAUUUACUUUGUCACU